CUUUAAAAAGCCAGCAGCAUCGUAGCUUAGCCCCAGCUGGUUGAUAGGAGAUAUAUCACGACAUAACAAAAAAACCUGUAUAUCCUGACAUCCAGACCAGGGGUAGGUGUGUGCAGUGUAAAUAUACAUAUACACCGUGUCUGUGCUGCCAGUGCAUACACUGUAUAUGAAUAUUUGUAUGAUGUUUAUUCAGAGACACAAACAUUGUGUGUAGCUGUGUGUUUCUGUCUGUGUCUUUCUGUUUAUUAUCUAUAACAAAUGUGUGACGUUUAUUUGUGCAUGGAAAUGUGACUGAUCGACAGACUGUCUGUCUCAUUCCACACAUCUGUCUCUGUGUGUUUAUAUAAGUGUUAUAUACGUAAUAUAUGUAUAUGGGGAUUUUUGUGUUUAUGUAUGUAAUCCCUGUAUGGGGUUUGUGCAUAUGUGUCUUCAUCUCUACGAGUGACAUUUGUGUCUGUCUGUCUGUUUGUCAAUGUAUGUAAUGCGUUUUAUGUCAUUUUCUUUUCUUGUAUGUGUAUAGCAGGGGUGGGGAAUAUUUUGGACUACACCUCCCUUGAUGCUUUGCCAUCAUUAUGGCCUCAAGAGCAUCAUGGGAGAUGUAGUCCAAAACACCUGGAGGGCCAAAGGUUCCCCACCCCUGGUGUGUAGUGUUUGUUAUUUAUUUUGCAUUCACAUCUUUGUUUAUACAGUGAUUUAACAGGAAUAAUGCAUUUACUCACUAAACCAAUUCUAAAUUGGAGUUGACAAGAGAACUGUGAAUUUCAGGCAAACAUAGCCAAGCAGGAAAAAUAGACUACUUGGCAAAUUUUUCCAUACUGGUAUCUUUUUGACCUAACGUUUAUAAUUCUCUCAUCUGUUGCCCACAAUUCCAGUUUUAGUAAAUAACCCCAGUGAGGUUUUUACAAGUGUACAGUGUUUACAAGUAUGUCCUGAAAAUGGUGCAACGUGGAGUAAUUGCGUGUUUGAUGAGGUCAGCAUGACAUCAGCCAUACUCAUUUUAUGAAAAUGGUCCCCUUCAACCCUGCAUUAUAAAAUCAUAGAAUAAUGAAUAACCCUGAGUGCUAAUUGUUCUUCAGAACACUAUUUUCCAUAUCAUAAAUAUUUUUGAAUUACACUGAACAAAAUUAUAAACGCAGCACUCCAUUUUUCAUGAGCUGAACUCAAACAGACUAUGUACAAAAAGGCCUAUUUCUAUCAAAUAUUGUUCACAAAUCUGUCUAAAUCUGUGUUAGUCAGCACUUCUCCUUUGCCGAGAUAAUCCAUCCACCUUACAGGUGUGGCAUAUCAAGAUGCUGAUUAGACAGCACGAUUAUUGCAAAGGUGUGCCUUAGGCUGGCCACAAUAAAAGGCCACUCUAAAACGUGGAGUUUUAUCACACAACACAAUGCCACAGAUGUUGCAAAUCUUGAGGGAACGUGCAAUUGGCAUGCUGACUGAAGCAAUGUCCACCAGAGCAGUUGCCCGUGAAUUGAAUGUUCAUUUCUCUACCAUAAGCCGUUUCCAAAGGCGUUUCAGAGACUUUGGCAGUACAUCCAACAGGUCUCACAACUGCUCACCAUGUGUAACCACACCAGCCCAGGACCUCCACAUCCAGCAUCUUCACCUCCAAGAUCGUCUGAGACCAGCCACCCGGACAGCUGCUGCAACAAUCGGUUUGCAUAACCAAAGAAUUUCUGCACAAACUGUCAGAAACUGUCUCAGGAAAGCUCAUUUGCAUGCCCGUUGUCCUUGUCGUCGUAACUGACUUGAGUGGACAAAUGCUCACAUUCGAUAGCGUCUGUCAUUUUGGAGAGGUGUUCUCUUCACAGAUGAAUCCCGGUUUUCACUGUACAGGGCAGAUGGCAGACAGCGUGUAUGGCAUUGUGUGAGUGAGCAGUUUGCUGAUGUCAACAUUGUGGAUCGAUUGGCCCAUGGUAGCGGUGGGGUUAUGGUAUGGGCAGGCAUAUGUUAUGGACAAUGAACACAGGUGCAUUUUAUUGAUACUGUGAGAUACUGUGAUGAGAUCCUGAGACCCAUUGUUGUGCCAUUCAUCCACGACCAUUCCUUCAUGUUGCAGCAUGAUAAUGCACGACCCCAUGUUGGAAGGAUCUGCACACAAUUCCUGGAAACUGAAAACAUCCCAGUUCUUGCAUGGACAGCAUACUCACCGGACAUGUCACCUGUUGAGCAUGUUUGGGAUGUUCUGGAUCAGCGUAUACGACAGCGUGUUCCAGGUCCUUCCAAUAUUCAGCAACUUCACACAGCCAUUGAAGAGGAGUGGACCAACAUUCCACAAGCCACAAUCAACAAUCUGUUAAACUCAAUGCGAAGGAGAUGUGAUACACUGCGUGAGGCAAAUUAUGGGCACACCAGAUACUGACUGAUUUUUGGACCCCCCCUGGACUUGUCCAAUAUAGUAAAACUGCACAUUUUAGAGUGGCCUUUUAUUGUGGCCAGCUUAAGGCACACCUGUGCAAUAAUCAUGCUGUGUAAUCAACAUCUUGAUAUGCCACACCUGUGAGGUGGAUGGAUUAUCUCGGCAAAGGAAUAGUGCUCACUAACACAGAUUUAGACAGAUUUGUGAACAAUAUUUAAUAGAAAUAGGCCUUUUUGUACAUAGAAAAAGUCUUAGAUCUUUGAGUUCAGCUCGUAAAAAAUGGGGGAAAAAACAAAAGUGUUGCGUUUAUAAUUUUGUCCAGUGUAUUUAACUGUGUUUGGCAAACAUUUCUGCUGGUGGGUUAUUCCAAGAAGUAUGGAGUCUGGCCCACUCCAUGCGUAAUGUGUCUUUCAAUUUACAUCAACAUAAUUUACAAUCUGAAUAAUCAGAAAGCAGUAACAAGACAUUGGCAGUCAAUUACAAGAAUGCUCCUGGGCUCUCGGGGAAAGUCAUAUGAAAACACUUGGGCAAUCCUUCAAUAGAGACAGCCUUUCGACUGCUUCCAUGCAUAGCACUGUGAUUGAUAUACCUUCUAAGUGUCCCUAUUUAGUUGGGACAGUGCCUAUUUCUGGCCAAAAUCCCUCUGUGCCUCUUUUAUAAGAGCUCCAUAUUGUUGGUGUGUCUGUUUAUAACAGAGCUCCACAGCAAUAAUACUCCCAUUAAUGUGUCUUUAAACUACAAUAAAUGUGUUUAGAAACCAGUCUGUGUAAAUAAGAUACAUUACUCGUGUUACACUUUAGUUGCAUAAAAUGUUAUUAAAGGGAUACUAAAGUCACCAGAACAACUCAGGCUUUUUGCAGUAAACACUGUAUUUUCAGAGAAAAGGUAGUGUUUACAUUACAACCUAGGGAUACCUCCACAAGCCACUCCUCAUUUGACUACUAAAGGUGCUUACUGUGGUAGUGCUGCACAGUCUGACUGGCAUUCAGUGUCUCUGCCCUCUGCAUGGGGACACUGAAAUUUCCUCAUAGAGAUGCAUUGAUUCGAUGUAUCUCUAUCAGGAGAUAAUGAUUGGCCAGGGCAGUGUUUGACUUGUGCUGGCUCUGUCCCUGAUCUGCCUCUUUGACAAGCUCAGCCAAUCCAAUGCUUUCCUAUGUGAAAGCAUUGUGAUAGGCUCAAAUCACCACUUCUGAUGAUGUCAGCCAAGCAGGCAGAUCAGGGCCAGAGCCAGUAGCAGCAGACUUGAAAACAAGUAAGAUUUUCUUAUAUUUAGGGGCAAGGGGAGCCAGGGGGGCUAGAUUGAGUUUUUACACAUGUUUGUGUUCCUGACCCUAUAGUGUUCCUUUAAGCCAACUAAAAUUUCUCAUAACAGCCCUGCCCCUAAACACCCCCACCACUGCUCUUAUGUCCAUUUGAAAUUUUAGGAGCUAUGGCUAAGUAAUUUAUAUAGGAUAUAUAGAAACUGGCUUGCACUCACGUUAAAACGAUAUCUUUAUUGCAAAUUCAUAAAAACUCUGAUCAACGUUUCAGCCCCCUUCUGUGGCUUUCCUCAGGAUCAUACAAACAUAAGUAAUUAUAUGGCAUGGCAUUUACAGUAAAUAAAAAAAGUGAAAAAUAAAAACUACUGAGAAUUGUAAUAAAGUAAAAGCACAAACCAUAUAUAGAUUGAAUAAAUCCAAGUAGUGAAAUAGUUGUAUUAUUAAUAUAUGUGUUCCCAUUAUUACCAUAUCAGAUUACUAUAGUUUAAUCAAACAGUGGUCUAAAUUUUAUAUUUUUGGAUAUGCUCUCCAUAGACGUUAAUGGUAACUUCUAUAGAUAAAUAAUUUGGCACGUUUUGCAGAUUUUGAUCAUUGGAAAAGCUUAUCCAGAAAUAUUGAAAACAGAAUCAAGGCCAAUGUUAGGCAGGUGAAUGGUGCACAUGAAACUGACUUAAUAUCAAUAAUGCUACUGCCUUUUGCAAUAUCUUUCCUAGAAUAAUGGUGAUAUAUAUAAAAGUUGCUCUGGGUCAAAAUUCUAAAAUAGGAACAAUAAGUACCAACAGUCCAUUGGUUUCCAUGGCAACUGCAAUUUAGAACUUUGCACCAGAGUUCAUUACACGGAUAACUACCAUGGAUUCCAUGGAGACCUGUUCUUCCAAACACCAUUAAUACGCUACAGGACAUUCAAUGAAAGGAAACCACACAAAUACGUGUCUAAAUUAGAAAUAAGGAGGCCUCAAAAUCCCUCAAUGUACAGUAUACAGUAGAAAGCAGAGAAGGGAUAUGGGUGACGUGAUGGAAACUUCCAAAUAUCUCUAGGGACUUAAAGUUCAUAGAGGAAAGCUAAAACCAGAGGAUAUCACUUGAAGUUGGAGGAAGGGAGAUAUAUGAGUAAAUGUAGGAAUUAAUUUGCCGCAGAAUUAGUUUAUUCCCUAAACACUUGAAGGAACACUCCAAGCACAGGACCACUUCAGCUAAGGGUGCCCUGGUAGCCCACAAGUAGCCCCCAGUAAUCUGUUUGCUAACAAUUUGACAACUUUGUCUUGUGUUAGCCAGGCACUGGUGACUUCCUCCAUUGAGGACAGAAAGCUCCUCCACUGAGCUAAGUUCUGCAGUGCAGUGCCAGCUCAUUGACUGAGAUAAAACUCAGCCAAUGAGCUAAGCCCUGAACGGCCAGGUUUAGUUCAAUGCAUAGUGCCUCUGGUUCUCAUGUAGCCCCAUGUAGCCAAGCGCAGCUAAGCGAAAAAAGGCCUUGACAGGGGUUAGGAGGCGGGCUUAGGAGGAAGUAAGCAAGGGAGUGGAGUUAUGGGUAAGUAGGUUUGGUUAUUUAAAUGGGCAGCCAUUUUAUGUAAGUCAUUCUAAUUUCCUACCUGGUUAAGUUUGUCCCUCCCACCCUCCCUGUUUUGUUAUGUGUGGUUUUGUCCCGUUUUUUCACAGCGGCGGGAUGGGGAGCUGAAGGAAAGGAAAUAGGCUCCCCAGGAUGAACGUAAUGGAAAAUAAACAAGUGGUGGUCAUUGGUGGUUGAUAGGUUUCGAGUCCUGUCGGUGGCUCAGAACCUGGUGGGGUAGGGGUAUCCGGGUAUACCCCUGCCGUGGCUAAUGGAUGGUUGGCACUUUACAUCGAUUGGAAUAAUGUUGAUGUAUGUUAUGUAUAUAUAUAUAUGUUUAUUUACAUGGGGGUCAUUGCCCUUUAUAUGUUAAUGGAAGGAAUAGGAUGCGAGGGCGGAGUAUGGGGGGCAAUGACCCAUGUUUUACUUAUUAAGUUGUUAUUAUUAUUAUUAUUAUUGUUAUUAUUAUUAUUGUUUGCUCAAUAAAGCUGUGGACAAAUUUCCCCAUAUCCCUUAGUGUCCGUGCGUUAUUGGGUUAGGUUAUGGGGUAAUUGUCCUGGAUUCCCACUGCCCAAAAUGGAGACUAUACACCUGUCAUGGAGGAGGUGACCAGAUUCCAGCAGGCCCCAGGGAACUCUUUUAACCAUAACCAUAACAGAUAGAUGUAAACUGGUUAUAUUUAAAAGAAGAAAAACUACCACAACAAGAGGACACAGUCUUAAAUUAGAGGGGCAAAGGUUUAAAAAUAAUAUCAGGAAAUAUUACUUUACUGAGAGGGUAGUGGAUGCAUGGAAUAGCCUUCCAGCUGAAGUGGUAGAGGUUAACACAGUGAGGGAGUUUAAGCAUGCGUGGGUUAGGCAUAAGGCUGUCCUAACUAUAAGAUAAAGCCAGGGACUAAUGAAAGUAUCUAGAAAUGUAGGCAGACGAGAUGGGCCGAAUGGUUCUUAUCCGCUGUCACAUUCUAUGUUUCUAGUUUUCAUAGAACAUAGGUUAAAUUAACCAGAAUUAAAGAUGUUCUAUCAUAUCAAUAUUAACAUUUAAUUUUCUGUUCUAUUUCCAGGACCCAGAAGCAGCAUAACUCAUUCUAAAAAGGUUACUUUUAGUAACCUGCAACCACCACACAUCUUACAUUCGCAGUACAAAUAUAUUGACUAAUCUCAAUGCCUGUCGCUGUGCCAUCCUUAAACUCUGACGCCGGUGAGUAUGAAGAAUUCAUAGAAAAGAAGUAAGCUCUCUCUAUAACUUCUCCUAUUACUCCAUGUGACCUCUCCCUGUAACUCCUCCUAUUACUCCACAUAAACUUACUCUAUAACUCCUACUAUUUCUCCAUAUAACCUCUCCCUAGAACUCCUCCUAAUACUCCAUUUAACCAUUCUCUAUAACUCCUCCUAUUACACCAUAUAACCUCUCCCUAUAACUUCUCCUAUUACUCCAUAUAACCUCUCACUAUAACUUCUCCAAUUACUCCAUGUAGCCUCCCUCUAUAACUCCUCCUAUUACUCCAUAUAACCUCUCCCUAUAACUCCUGUUACUCUAUGUAACCUCUCCCUAUAACUCCUCCUAUUACUCCAUAUAACCUCUCUCUUUAACUCCUCCUAUUACUCCAUAUAACCUCUCCCUUUAACUCCUCCUAUUACUCCAUGUAACCUCUCCCUAUAACUCCUGUUACUCCAUAUAACCUCUCGCUAUAACUAUUCUUAUAAUCCCAUAUAAUCUCUCUAUAUCUCCUCCUAUUACUCCAUAUAACCUCUCUCUAUAACUCCUCCUAUUACUCCAUAUAACCUCUCCCUAUAACUCCUCCUAUUACUACAUAUAACCUCUCUCUAUAACUCCUCCUAUUACUCCAUAUAACCUCUCUCUAUAACUCCUCCUAUUACUCCAUAUAACCUCUCCCUAUAACUCCUCCUAUUACUCCAUAUAUCCUCUCUCUAUAACUCCUCCUAUUACUCCAUAUAACCUCUCCCUAUAACUCCUCCUAUUACUCCAUAUAACCUCUCCCUAUAACUCCUCCUAUUACUCCAUAUAACCUCUCCUAUAACUCCUCCUAUUACUCCAUAUAACCUCUCUCCUAUAACUCCUCCUAUUACUCUAUAUAACCUCUCCCUAUAACUCCUCCUAUUACUCCAUAUAACCUCUCCCUAUAACUCCCCCUAUUACUCCAUAUAACCUCUCCCUAUAACUCCUCCUAUUACUCCAUAUAACCUCUCCCUAUAACUCCUCCUAUUACUCCAUAUAACCUCUCUCUAUAACUCCUCCUAUUACUCCAUAUAACCUCUCCCUAUAACUCCUCCUAUUACUCCAUAUAACCUCUCUCCAUAUAACCUCUCUAUAACUCCUCCUAUUACUCCAUAUAACCUCUCCCUAUAACUCCUCCUAUUACUCCAUAUAACCUCUCCCUAUAACUCCUCCUAUUACUCCAUAUAACCUCUCUCUAUAACUCCUCCUAUUACUCCAUAUAACCUCUCUCUAUAACUCCUCCUAUUACUCCAUAUAACCUCUCCCUAUAACUCCUCCUAUUACUCCAUAUAGCCUCUCCUAUAACUCCUCCUAUUACUCCAUAUAACCUCUCUCUAUAACUCCUCCUAUUACUCCAUAUAACCUCUCCCUAUAACUCCUCCUAUUACUCCAUAUAACCUCUCUCUAUAACUCCUCCUAUUACUCCAUAUAACCUCUCCCUAUAACUCCUCCUAUUACUCCAUAUAACCUCUCCCUAUAACUCCUCCUAUUUUCUAUACAAUUAAUCCCACCUCUUUCCUUUAUGAUCCACACAGGCCUUCCAUCUUUAUGCUCUUAUUCUAUUUUGUUCUUGUUUCUCUCCGUCUCAUUAUUCCCCUGCUUUGUGCUGGUUCAGUAACUAGAUUUAUCACUAUUUUGAGUUUAAUUAUCGCCAGUUCUUUCACCCCUUCUUUCUUGUUACACUCUCUUUUUCUCCAAUAAAUCCCCCCCCACCGUCAUCCUUUCCCUAUGCCUUCUCGCUCUCUCUGUCUGCACCCUCCGUGCUCUUGUCACAAUGUGCAGUGACUUCUAUGUGACAGGACCCCAGUGAGCCUGAGGAGGGGGCUCACCAUCCAGGCAUGUAUUAAUAAACAUGCCCCAGUUAACCUGUAAAUUAUGCACAGAAAAGGCAACACCCAAUUCCAAAAUAAUAGCUCUUUUAGCACAUAUAUAUAUAGAUUGCCAUCAUAUUUUAACAACACAAAUUGCAUCUGUCGGCCUAUAUUUGUCUGUCUGUCCUUCUAUCCAUUCGUUUAGCUGCGCUCUUUCACUUCAAUAGCAGAAAUGUGUACACAUUCAUCAAAUCUGGAUGUGUAAAUUCAGGAAAUUCAAGGGUUAAAGCUCCUAGCAUGCAGGCUGGUACCCAUCCUGUAUAAUCCCUGGGUUACCAUGGAAACUAGCAGUGAUGCUCAAAGCACCAGAGCCUUAAAGGGGCCCUGACAAAGUGUGGGGGGGUUGUGGAAGUGUGACUGCUAAAUAGAGAAAUAGAUAAGAAUUAUUAUGAUUCCAGCCUCCCCACCAGAAGCUCCUGAAAUGUUCACCUUUUUCUUCUUCAUUAUUUGGCAUUUUUACAGGUAACAGCUAUUUAACCCCUUAACGAAGGCUAGAAAUGGUCCGAAAGGGCGAAAUGUCAUCCUCAGUAGCUGGGAGCUGUCACCAUAUCUGUCCCCAUCCCUGUGUAUCAUUAUCUGACUUCCUCUCUCCUUGCCUGGGAAGGCACAGCUUCUGGCUGGGGAGGCUGGUGUGGUGACACAGGGGGAGGGUGAUUCAGACAGUUAGAGUGGAGCAGGGAGAAGGACUGGGAGAAGGCAGAGUGAGUCUCAGGAAUUGGGUGAAGGAGAACCUCUAGAGUGAUAAGGUGUGAGGGGCAAGGGUCAGAGAGACGCAGCAAAAGAAAGGGGGAAAAUAGAGUUAAGGAACAGGAAGACAGCUACCCCCUGUUAUGGCCAGUCCUGUAAGUGGGGUCUCUCUAGAGGGGGUGUCUCUGGAUUCUGCAGACGAGUCUGACUUACACAGAGAAGGUAACUGAAUGUUAACCUCCCCAUUUUUCCCUAUAUACCCCAACACACUUCCUAGAAGCCCCCCUUCCCCGCCUCCCCAUCUCUCCACCUCAACUGCAUCAUAAAGUCACCAAACUACCUGCAUCUUCUAGGUACCUUUUCCACCUCCCCAAUUCUACCACUGCAAUUCCUAACCGGUACUCCCCCAUACUCCUAUAUUGAAGCAUUUUUCUCGUACAGUGUCUAUUUUAUAUGUCCCACCCAUCUGCCCUUAUACAACCCCAGCAUUUAUCAUUUGUCCAACUCAAGUACUUGUGAUCCUUCCAUAAUAUCUGACCCCUUUUAGAGUUCAAAUAACACAGUUGUAUUAUUUGUAUUAUCUGUUAAUCGCCAUCCCAUUUUUUCUCUUAAAACCCUAUCUAGACGGGGUCUCCAUUUACUCCAUGUUUUUGGAUUUAUUAUUUGCCUGCUUCUCCAACACCGAAUACGUGCUGCUAUAAGCUCCAAAUGCUAUAACUACCAUAAAAGACCGGUUCAUUUUUAUAAGGACUGUUUAUAGUCCUCAUACACUUCAGUUACAAUCUACCCCAGGCAGCCACUAAUUUUAAUCACAAUCCCACCAUCUGUCCAUUUCAUAUAGUCAACAGCAAUGCCUUAAAAGUCCAAAUCCUUCAUAGGUAUGGUCACUGUCAUGAUUUGUGUCUCUACACCUGUCUUUACUUCCCAAAGUAACAUCUACCCUGUACAGCCCCCAGCAUCUUCUACCUAUGGUAAAAAAUACCCUGUACUUCGUGUAUCUUCUGCUGUAUAUAGUCAGCAAAGAGUAAUAAUAAUAGUAUAUCACAAUGCUAUAGCCUGUGUACUAUACUAGCUUACCCUAGGGGUAGACAACCUUCGGCACUCCAGAUGUUGUGGACUACACCUUUCAUAAUGCUCUUACAACCAUAAUGCUGGCAAAGCCUCAGCGGAGAUGUAAUCCACAAAAUCUAGAGUGCCAAAGGAUGCCUACCCCUUUCCCUCCAGUAAUCAGCUACAUUAUAAUUUGAGCUUCUGCAAUUUUCAACAUGCUUCUGUCUCACAUAAUGGACAUUAUCCGUCUACUAUCUACGCCAUAUGGUAACAUCGAACUUCAGCAACCUUCAUACAGUAACUAUCUACCCUACAACAUCACACAACUACUUUACAUGGUAACACCUAAACUUUACUGAAAACAUCUUGCACAAUCUGAACACUUCCACCCACAACUACCAAAUAAAUUCACUUUUCACAUCCACUCGUUUUUAUAUCAUUCUUAUUUUAGUUAUCUAAAAACCACAUAUGCUCAUUGACCUCCUACCCAGUAUUAUACUAAUACUACUAGAUACCAUCAACCCCUUGUGUCUGCUUAGCUGAAACACUGCUUUCUACUCAAUAAUUGAAUUACAACUACAAUUUAUGUUUGCAUCAUUGCUCUUCGUUUGGCUGACAUGAUGAGUGUACGGAUUUCGGCUAAUUAGCCAUCUAAUGUUUUCCGCAGACAAUUUAAAAUUAUUGUCAUAGUAUCUCAAUGAGUCUCAGCAGGUUUUACAUGUGCUUUCAGACUCAUUGUGUGUGCCAUUGCUGUUUUGAAAAGCUAAAGAACUUUCUCAGAUGUACCAGAUACAUUUAUAUUUUUGGUACACUUUCAUAUCUUUUCUAGUGGCCAAUCAUAGACCUUAUUCUGUGUCAGUAAUUUCAUAGGUACUGCAAGUAUAUGUGCAGUGUUAUUCCAAAAUUUAGCUAAUUAAAUCAGAAAGGCAAAAUUGAAGAUUUUAAAUCAGCUGUUUUAGCUUUAAAUUUGCCAUUCACAUUGUAAUUGUUAAAAUUUAGAGAUUAGUGAAUCAUUCUGUUGAUGUCCAUUAAUGAACCAAACACCAAGCUACAAAGGUAGUUCCAAGUAUCCAUGCAUGCUUUUGAUAUGGAAUCUGAUGGCGCUAUAUAAAUAAUAAAAUAAUAAUAGUGUUUCUCUGUCUUUUUUCGUCUCUCUCUUUCGAACCUUAAGCCAUGGAGCGGGUCUUUCAGACACUUGCAGACACCCCGCCUUCUUCUGACUUGGAUCUAAUCUUUCUUAAAGGCAUCAUGGAGAGUCCAAUGGUGAGUACUUGAAAGACACAGUGGGAUCUAAAUUGGCCAAAAUAAAGCCAGUUAAAGGAAGGAAAAAGUAGAGCAUUGUAGGUUAGAAAGCAUCUAUAGAAGAUGAAAAUACAGCUCUAAGCAGACCUUGAAGAUGGCACCAUUUCAUUCAUGGAUGAAGCCAUCUUGGAAUUGAGAAACAUUUUCAAACAGUUUUGUACACCCUCCUUCCUCUUCCUUCCACUCAUGGCCCACCUGCUCUUCACAAGAUUCAAUUGUUGAAGUUGUGGAAGCUAGACAGCAAUAUUAAUUUGAAUCCUCAUCCCCUGUUAUGUGUUAUCAUGGAAAUAAAGAGUAAAACAUUUUAGAAGAUGGACAAAGAAGCCCCAAAUGUCCAAAGGAUGAUAAUGACAGGAAUGAUACAUUUCAUUAAGUAAACUCUUCAAAAAACAAAAACACUAAGUACCAAAUUGAUCUCAAAAUUAUCAAUAUGGCUUAAGCAGUUUAUAAAGUAUUACGUAAUAAGUAUUUAAAUUUGACCUUCAAACUGUUGUAGGAAGUCAGCUAGCCAUUGAAAUGUAGCUCAAGAAUAGUUCCAGCCUUAAAAAAAAAUUGCAAGGGGAAAAAAAACCAAGAAUUUUCACAUAGUAUGUUAAUACAUGGCAGAGCUAUCUGUGGAAAGAGCAACAACACAGGAAUUAACAAAAAUUUAACGUGCAUGUGGAAUGAAAAGUGAAUGUAGAGUGAAAGUGAAGGCAUCUAGUGAAAGGUUAGAGAGUACAACUAGGCAAUGUUGCGUGUGUAGUUAUAUGUAAUUUAGUUUUGUUCACUCCCAUAAUGUAUUGUCACCUAUUAAACACUAUACCCCAUUGGUCACACUUUGUUUCUACUCAAAACAUGUUUCUUGUCCUCUCCUCUCUAACAUUUUAUGGUAUUCCUGCCAAACCCUUGUACACAUCAUCCCCCACCUUCAACCCAUCUCCCCAACGACAUAACUCCUAUAUCUGUUGCCCUCUGUCCAGGCUCAUGAGCGAAUGGAAGAGACUCGUCUGGAAGCUGUGCGAGAGAACAACCUGCAAUUGGUGCAGGAGAUUCUCCAGGACAUGUCAGGAAUGAGAGAUCCAAGUGGGGCAGCAGCUGAAUUGCAGCGAAUCCUGCAGGAACCCCAUUUCCAGGUAGUAGAUCGGUAGACAGCCUUUAAUGCAUCUAAUCUUCACUCGUUUUCAAAGUCAUAUUUUUUUCUUUUUUUGUUGUUUUCAUCAAGUUUUUCCUUCACUUUUACUUUUCUUACCUUUAUUUGCAUUGCCUUUCAUUUCUCGCCAAAGGCCAUUUUUUUCUUGGAAUCUUCUUUUCAAUUCUAUUCUGUCCCUUUUUUGUCUCAUUUGUUCAAUUAUUAAAAUUUUAUUAUUUCAUUUGUGUUCUUAAAUUUAACUUUUGUCUCCCUAACUUUUUCUCUACCCCGUCCUUCUACCUCCAGUCUCUUUUACAGACUCAUGAUUCUGUGGCAUCUAAAAACUACGAGACCCCACCACCCAGUCCCCUGUUGGAUCCAACUCUCAGCAACCAGCCAGUCCCACCAGAUGCUGUACGCAUGGUGGGAGUCAGAAAGAGUGCUGGGGAACAUCUGGUAAGCUGAAAAUCGCUGCAGGUACUGCUAGUCCAAGCAGAACAAUUAUGUUCUCAUUGACAUUUGUCACUCUCUUCCUUUUCCACUCCUGUAGGGUGUAACAUUCCGUGUGGAAGGAGGGGAGCUGGUGAUUGCUCGGAUUCUACAUGGUGGAGUUAUAGACCAGCAAGGUCUGUUACAUGUAGGGGAUGUGAUUCGAGAGGUGAAUGGCAGGGAAGUAGGAAGCGACCCUCAAGCUCUGCAAGAUAUGCUACGGGAAGCCAGUGGAAGUGUGGUAUUGAAGAUACUUCCCAGCUACCAGGAGCAGCACCCUCUGCGGCAGGUAGCUUCUGGAAGAAGGCUGCAUUUAUUUUCAUAUAGUUAUCCAACUGAGAUAUCCCAAGUGCUAUAAAGCUUUGACAUCUUAACAUAUUUCUUAGGCAUGACCCCACUUGCCUAACUCAUGGUGACUUUGCAUAUACUAGAGAUCAGGGCUUACAAUUUCAAGUCUUACGCUACUAGACACUCCUAAAAGUUACUCGCCACUGCAAGCAUGGAGAGUCCAUGGUACAUGUAUCUGGUGUGAAUUGUUAUUGGCCAGGGCUGAACUUUCACUUGCCAAUGACUACUGGGCAUGUGGACAUUUUGAGCAGUGCCAUAGAUAACAUAUCCAGUGUUUAGAAGGAUUAAAUACUCAAGAAGGUUAUUAUAGAAGUAAUUUUGUAGGUGACCCUCAAGGGGGAACCCUGAUAAUCAGUCUUAAACCUGUCAAAGAAAGCAUAGGAGAAAUAUAAUCAUAUUUUUGAUGUAUCAUUAAUUCUUCUUCUACAGGUAUUUGUAAAAUGUCACUUUAGCUACGACCCUUCAAAAGACAGCCUAAUCCCUUGCAAGGAAGCUGGGUUGGCCUUUCGGGCAGGAGACCUCCUCCAGAUUGUGAACCAGGAAGACCCCAACUGGUGGCAAGUGAGUGACUAGUGCGAACAGCCUAUUCCAAUCUACUUGGUCAGUAUUCUCUCUGCACUCAGUUCCCUUCUUUCAUUAACUAUUUGUUCCUAUAAAUACUCCAGGUUGGAACACAAUUUUUUAAUGCACUGUAUAGAUAAUGCAGUAUAAAAAAUAUGUAAAAACAACCAAUGCAAAAUAAUAAAACGUGCAAAGGAUAAUCACUCGAAGGUUUCUUUGGUUUUCUCCUAAUCCACAUAUCAUCAAAUGGUUUCUAUGGCAAGAAAUUGCUUGGUCAAUCAAGAGCUUUUUAUUCUAGUCUAUGGUAUUUAAACUUUUGUCAGACCUCCCAACAGUUUCACUUUCAACGGGACAGUCCUGAUUUCUGGAUCCUGUCCUGCCAUCCUUCGUUAGCUCCCUGGUGUCCCACAUCUGGGGACACCAGGAAACAAGCACCAGAAAACCUGGCAACAUAGUGCAAGUGCAUUAUUAGACGUGCUCCGACAAUACACUGAGCUUCUUGAUGAACUGUACACAAAUGUUAUUAGAGCAGGUUAGGAGGAGGGACAGGAAGGGAAUACAGUAACAAGCACAAAGGAAGUAUUUUAGAAUGGAGGAGGUUGGACAAAGCGUUAAAAGGGGUAAACUAUAGAAAUUUGCAAAGCAUUUAUUUUUGAUUUUGCAAAAAAAUUUACAAAAUUGGGCAUGCAAAAUACACUAAUUACUGAGGAUGAAAGAUAUAAAAUGCAUAAAUGGUGUAUUGGUGCCUGUCCUCUUAAUUUAUUCUUACCUGUUUUGGCAUGAGCGAUGAAUUUAUUAAAAUUCACCUUGUACACCUGUGAUUUUAGACAACUGUGAGUGCUUUGUCCCACAGUUCUAUUGAUGUAAUUGACAUUUUUACUCAGUCAUCUGAUUUCUCUCUUUUAACUUGCACACUCAGUUCCCUUUAUUGAGGGAGAUUUAUCAAGGCAAAGCAUGUGUUCUUCUGAGUGCAAAGUGUUAAAGGGAAACUAUAGGCUAGGAAUACAAAAUUGUAUUAUUAGCCCAGGCAUAGGCAACCUUUGACACUCCACAUGUUUUGGACUGCACCUCCCAUGAUGCUUUGCCAGCAUUAUGGGCGUAAGAGCAUUAUGGGGGAUGUAGUCCACAACAUCUGGGGUGCCGAAGGUUGCCUAUCCCUGUCCUAGCUUAUAGUGCACCCUUGCUUGCGCCUUUUGUCACUUACCUAAAUCCAGCUCCAAAGUCGGGCUCUGCCUUUGCUCCUCCUCCCCCGACAUCGGGGACCUAAUGCGCAUUGCCGGAGAUUGCAUUAGGACAACCCCAUAGUAAAGCAUUUAAUAAUGCUUUCCUAGGGGGUUUUAGCAGACGUUGUCAGUCAGUUAGGAGACAAAAAGUCUGGUAGUCAGCCACUAGAGGUGGAGUUAACCCUGCAAGGUCAUUAUUGCAGUCUCUCAAUAACUGCAAUAAUUACCAUUGCAUGGUUAAACUGACAGGGACACUGCACCCAGACCACUUAAAUGAGCUGAAGUAGUCUGGGUGCCUAUAGUGUCUCUUUAAAUCAGGCUUCCCCAAACUCAGGCCCUCCAGAUGUUACUGAACUACAACUCCCAUGAUUCUAUGAAUGAAAUAGAUAGGCUGAGAAUCAUGUGAGUUGUAGUUCAGCAACAACUGGAGGGCCGGAGUUUAGGGAAGGCUGCUUUAAAUGUUUUGAGAUAUUAUAUUGGCUUCUGUUUAGAAGUUUGCCCCAAAAUUGCACCAUUUUUUUCUUUGAUAAGUCUCCCAACUUUGUUUUCAUCUUGUACUUUAAGUCUUGAUUCCUUUUAAUUCUUCUCAUUCUCUUAAACCUGUUUCCCCCAUGUUCAUACUCUAUAUCCUGCCCUUGCAAACUUUCUUGGUUCUUCUACCACGCACAUUGCUAUCUCUUCUUCUUUGCAUUCCUUGACUUCCCUCCGUCACCUGAUUUUCUGUUUAAUCCACGUAGGCCUGUCUGGUAAAGGGUGGCAGUGCCGGGUUGAUACCUAGCCAGUUGCUAGAAGAGAAGAGGAAAGCAUUCGUAAAACGGGACGGAGAACUAACCCCAAACUCCAGUCAGUAACAUUUAACCCUUGACCUUUGCUGCUAACACUGUACAUUGAUUAAAAACAUGCUAAAACUUGUAGAGCCAAAUGAAGUACAUUCUAUCGGCACAUACCUAUUUACUCGAAUCUAAUGCGCACCUCAAUUUUUGAAACCUGGAAGUUGAAAAAUGAUUUUGCUGGUGAAUGUAAUGUGCGUUUAUUCAAGAAGAUACUACUUUACAACAUUGUGCUACAAUGAAAAUGUUUACUGCCAUACAUAAUAGUAACAUUGAUGGUAUGUAAAUUUUAUUGUUACAUGUUAAACCUAUUCUUUCUUAAAGGACCACUAUAGUGCCAGGAAAACAUACUCGUUUUCCUGGCACUAUAGUGCCCUGAGCAGGGGCGUUUUAGCCACGAGGCAAACAAGGCAUUUGCCUUGGGCGGCAUUUUCCAGGGGGCGGCAAAAAAAGCCGCCCCCCAAAUGCCCAGGGCAAAUGUCUUGUUAGCCUUGCGGCUAACUGACAUGCCUAGCGGGCGGGCGGCGCUGGGUGGGCUGCGCUGGCGAGGGAGCUCUUCCUCUGAGCUGUCUGCUCAGCUCCCUCGCACGCCGCAGAGUGAGGCUGGGAGCCGGAAUAUGAUGUCAUAUCCCGGCUCCCAGGCUCACUCUGAAGUGCACGAGGGAGCUGAGCAGACCGCACAGAGGAAGUGAUCCCUCGCCAGCCACCCGCCCAGCCCAGCAGCCACUGGACAGCCAGGGAGAGAGGGAACCCUCCCCCCCUCAGCAUUCCCAAAGUUAAGGGGGGAGGGGGGGUUAAAAAAAUAAAUAAAUGUGUUAAUGUGAGUGUGUGUGUGUGUGAGUGUGUCUGUUUGUGAGUGUGUCUGUUAGUUGUGUGUUAGUGUGUGUGUGUGUGUGUGUGAGUGUGUCUGUGAGUGUGUCUGUGAGUGUGUCUGUUAGUGUGUUAGUGAGUGUGUCUGUCAGUGAGUGUGUGUGUCUGUCAGUGAGUGUGUCUGUCAGUGUGUCUGUCUGUUAGUGAGUGUGUCUGUCUGUUGGUGAGUGUGUCUGUCUGUUAGUGUGUGUGUCUGACUGUUAGUGUGUGUGUGUCUGACUGUUAUUGUGUGUGUGUCUGACUGUGAGUGUGUGUGUCUGCUAGUGUGUGUCUGCUAGUGAGUGUGUGUGUGUGUCUGCUAGUGAGUGUGUGUUUCUGCUAGUGAGUGUGUGUGUCUGCUAGUGAGUGAGUGUGUUUGUGUCUGACUGUGUGUGUAUGUUUGCCUGUGAGUAUGUCAGUGAGUGUGUGUGUGUCUGCUAGUGUGUGUCUGCUAGUGAGUGAGUGAGUGUCUGUGUGUGUCAGUUAGUUUGUGUUUCUGUUAGCUAGUGUAUGCGUAUCUGUCAGUGAGUGUGUGUGUAUUUAGAAGGCAGGGCGGGGGGAAGGGAUGGGUGGGGGUCGCGUGCCCAUGGGGGGGCUGUGGGGUUUGGGGGGCGCCUGAGUUUUGUCCUGCCUAGGGCAGCACAAAACCAGGAUACACCACUGGCCCUGAGGGUGCCCCCACCCUCAGGGACCCCCUCCCGCCGUGCUCUGGAGAGAGGAAGGGGUUAAAAUCUUACCUUGCUCCAGCGCCGGGGCGGGGAGCUCUCCUCCUCCUCUCCGCCUCCUCUCCUUCUCUUCGGCUGAAAGCGCAUGCGCGGCAGGAGCUGCGCGUGCCUUCAGCCAGUCUCAUAGGAAAGCAUUCAUAAUGCUUUCCUAUGGACGCUUGCGUCUUCUCUCUGUGAUUUUCACAGUGAGAAGCACGCAAACGCCUCUAGCGGCUGUCAAUGAGACAGCCACUAGAGGCUUUAAAAGCUUGGAUUAACCUAUUUAUAAAAAAAUGGGUUAACCCUAGCUGGACCAGGCACCCAGACCACUUCAUUAAGCUGAAGUGGUCUGGGUGCCUAGAGUGGUCCUUUAAGCCCUUGAAAUGAAAUUCGCCUGUGUGAAUUUGCCAGUUUUAAUUCGCCUCUGUGAAUUCGCCAGUUUUAAUUCGCCUCUGUGAAUUCGCCAGUUUUAAUUCACCUGUGUGAAUUUGCCAGAAUGGAAUUCGCCUGUGUGAAUUUGCCAGUUUUAAUUUAAUCUAAUGUGUAUUCAAAUUUUUUAAACUUUAUUUUCCAAAAAAGGUGCGCAUUAGAUUUGAGUAAAUAUGGUAUUUUAAGUGUACCUGACAACUGGGAAAAAAAUACAUGAAUUAACCAUGUUUUAAUGGAUGGGAGUUCUCAGCCUUUAAGAGACAAAGAUUAUUUUAAAGUAGGCAUCUUAAUCACCAACUGUGUCCAUUUUAUUCUCCAAUACAACAUGUUGAUGAUAGAAAAUAUUAUUUUCUCAGCAUUUAACAGGCAAAAAAAGUACAAACUCGGCCGUCUUUAAAGCAGGGCUUUAAUGCUUUUCAAAUUCUGUGUAAAGUAAAAGAUUGGGCACUGAUUUUAAUUAGUUUAUUUAAUUUGCCCACACAGACACAGCUCUGCGCUAUUCAAAAGUUGUUCUGUGGCACUUGUUUUGGUGAAGGCUACUAAAUUCUAUAAGUUCAUUAAUAAGUUCAUUGUGGCACUGAGCUUAAUAGGACAUGUAAUACACAUUGCAUUUCAACAAAGAUGUAUACAAAUAACCUGUACUGUCCUUUCAAAUUCACCAGCAAACAUAUGGAUUUAAAAAUACCCUUAACUGAGGAUCACAUGUCUCUUCAAAGGGCCUAUAUCCCAUACCUCCCAAGUGUCCCUAGUUAGGAGGACAGUCCCUAUUUUGGGCCUAAAUCCCUCUGUCACUCUUUUCUAUUCUAAUGUGCUUCUCAUGCACAAUUGCGUUCUGCCAUCUUUGUUGUAGCGUUUGGAAUUUUGGCAAAGGUUGGUUAAAAUGGUAAUUAACUCUUUUCUACUCGUUUACACAUUUACACAGAAAAAAAAAAACAGAACUCUGUCAAAGAGGACAUAAUUAUAUAUACCCAAACUGUAAUUGUGCUUUGUGUAACAUCUUAUUAAUGUAAAUUAAUGUACUUCUUUAGGUGCGCUGUGUGGAAGUAUUGGUGGAAAGAAAAAGAAAAGAAUUAUGUAUGUCACCACUAAAAAUGCAGGUAAAUUAAGACAUAUAAAUUAAUAUGCACAUUGAUAUAUACAAUUAAAGGGGCAGUAAUAGGUAUAGAAAAGUAUGCAAUAAACAUCUAGAUAUAAUAAUUAUUUUUGUGGACACGUAGACCACAAAUUAAUUCCUAUUUGGUCCAUGAAGAUACUAUGUUAACAUGAAGUCACACUUAUUAAGUGUCAGCAGUUUCUAUUAAACUUUUCAUAUAUAAUAUCCAGUCUAUGUUAAAGAGACAUUAUAGGCACCCAGGCCACUUCAGCUCAUUGAAGUGGUCUGGGUGCAGUGUCCCGAUUGCACUUAGUGCUGCAAUGUUUACAUUGCAGCACAAAAUCUGCCUCCAUUGGCUGUCUGCAUGAGGACAUCCAGCGUCAGAUUUGUCCCCAUAGGAAAGCAUUGAUUCAUUGCUUUCCUAUGGGGAGGUCAAAAGCGCGUGCAACAUUUGCCGCCCAUGCGCACCAGUGCCAGCUCACCGUGGGACGUCGGAGUAGGCAGAGCCGAUACCCAGCGCAGAGGGACAUCGGCUUGAGGGUCAGGUAAGUAAAUGAAGGGUUUUUAACCCCCUAUCCAUGAACUGGGGGAUGGCUGCAAGUGUGGGGAGAGGCAGAGGGAGCUAUAGUUCCUGGCACUUAUAGUAUCCCUUUAAAGGUGCACUACAGAUCUCUAAAGCACUUUGUGUGAACUCUUUUUUCAUUUUACAAAAGCACAGAUUUCAAUAGAAAUUAGCACUUUCAUAAGUUAACAUUUUUCAUCCCCCUGGCUGUAAAUCAGACAACCACUCCUUUUACUUCCUGGUUUGUUUAGCUCAGUGGCUCUAAACUCAAGAGCACCUGCCUUGCAAAGACUUCUCAUUGAGCUGCAUUGUUAAGCCUGUGAUUGGACAGUCACAGAAAGUCUAGCCUGGGUUAGAAGGGGAGGGCUUGCAAAGGCUGCAGACAAAUAAUAUGCAGCUUUUGCAAGAUAUUUUUAGAUAUAUCCCCAGUGAAAAAAAAUGCAUAUUUUAAUGUUUUUAAUUGUUUGUAAUUGUUUUUUGUUUUUUUGUUUUUAUGAUUUGGUCAGUGGAGUGUCUUUUUAAUGACAGGACAUCACUGAUGUUAAAAAUUCAGUGUGCACUUUAUUAGGUACAUCUUACUAAUACAACAAAUACAGAGAUGUUUAAAUCAACAGACAUUUCGUUAUAUGUAUUCGGUAUAUGUAAUACUUAGCAGGACAAGUCUUUGCCCCCAAAGUAAGCUAAAUUAUUCUGGUGGUUAUUCAACAACAUUCUUUAGAGAUUCUGGUACAUGCUGACAUAACAUCACAAAGUUGCUUAAGACUCUUAUUAUCAUUUGUCUGUACAAUCAGUCCAAGUCACCGAAAUCUAAUUUCUUUCUCAUUUUUAUAUUUGAUUUGAAGAAGUGGACUACUUGACCAUAUCUGCAAGCUUCAUGUAGUGAGUUGCUGCCACAUGAUUGGCUAGUCAGAUAUUUGAGGUAGAGAUAGUGAACUGGGGUACCCAACAAAAUGGCCGCUGAGUGUAAAUUAAAAUUUGUUUUCUAUAUAGUUUCAUAGAAUGCAGAUUUUGAGUAGUUGCCGUCAGAAGUUUUAAAGGGUAGUACAUUGCUGACUGCAAUUUACAAGCUCCAAUGAGUGGUGCUCUAUUUCUUUUACAAUCAAACAGCUGAGAAUAUUUAACCAUAACUAGCUGAAGCAAGGCCAUGUCAUGCUUGUUAUUUAUAUAUCACAGAGUUUGACCGCCAUGAGCUUCUGAUAUACGAAGAGGUCGCAAAAAUGCCCCCCUUUCGCAGGAAGACUCUGAUUUUGAUUGGUGCACAGGGAGUGGGGAGACGAAGCUUGAAGAACAAACUGCUGACCCACGAUUCAGCUAGAUAUGGCACCACAACUCCAUGUGAGUUUAAUUGAACCAAAAAUAUAUUUGAACUGUGCUCCGAGGGCCUAAGCCUUUCUUCCCCAACACAUUUUGGUUUGGUGACCUAGACAUGUAAGUAUGAUAAGUUUAUUACUACCAUGGGACGGGCAUCACAGAUACUGAAAUUAUAUCUUCUCAUUUUGCCAAAGAGAAGCCUCUUGGUUAAAUUGUUCUCUUAUUGACUCUUUUUACCUUUCAAACUCCUCUCAGAUACCUCUCGGAAAAGAAAGGAAGGUGAAUGGGAUGGACAGUCAUACUCUUUUGUGUCACGGGCAGAGAUGGAGCAGGACAUCAAGGCUGGCCGCUAUUUGGAGCAUGGCGAGUACGAGGGCAACCUGUAUGGUACUAAGAUCAGCUCCAUCCAGGAAGUGGUGGCUUCAGGGAAAAUGUGUGUGCUUGAUGUCAACCCCCAGGUUAGAGAAUUGCAAACUCAAAAAUACCAUGAAACAGACAUUUUUGUUCCACUGAUCCUAUUUAUGAAGUGCUUCUUAAAUCUUAAAAGAUAGAUAUAGGUGGAGGAAGGGGACAAGAACAAAUAAACAGAAAUACAAAGGACAGAUAUAGGUUAGGAUGAGAGGAUAAAAAAUAAAGGUAGACAGAGGGGCAGGAGGGCAGGCGCGGAGAGCUAGGGGGAUGCAUGUAGGUAGUUUGAGGUAGAGGGAAGCCAUACAGGCAAAUAGAGGCAGACGUAAAUAAAAUAUCAGAUACUGUGAUGGAGUGAAAAAAUCUGGGUAAAUAGCUUGGUUCUAUGCAUAUACAGCAUACUAUAUAAUAUACAUAUAACAGUUUGGCCUAAAUAUUGUAAAAUAAAAAAAGUUUGUUUUUUUAUUUACCUUUUAAAUGGAAUAAAAAAAUCCCAAUAAGAGUUAGACAGAUCCAAAGCAGGAAAGUAUAUAUGCUCUGCAUAAAGGAGCUGAAAGGUUCUCUGAAGGCAUCCAGAUCUGAAAAUACAAUAGGUGAUAAAAAUCAUUCACCAGGGACAAUGUUUUCAUUGAAGUAUCACAUUUAAGCUAAGAACAUUUUUAAAUCCAUCACAAGAAUGUAGCUGUUACUAAUGUAUUUUUUUUUUUUUAUAGACAACUCAAUGCUGUAUAUACAGUUGCAAGAAAAAGUAUGUGAACCCUUUGGAAUGAUAUGGAUUUCUGCACAAAUUGGUCAUAAAAUGUGAUCUGAUCAUCAUGUAAGUCACAACAAUAGACAAUCACAGUCUGCUUAAACUAAUAACACACAAAGAAUGAAAUGUUGCCAUGUUUUUAUUGAACACACCAUGUAAACAUCCACAGUGCAGUGGAAAAAGUAUGUGAGCCCUUGGAUUUAAUAACUGGUUGAACCUCCUUUGGCAGCAAUAACUUCAACCAAAUGUUUCCUGUAGUUGCAGAUCAGACGUGCACAACGGUCAGGAGUAAUUCUUGACCAUUCCUCUUUACUGUUUCAGUUCAGCAAUAUUCUUGGGAUGUCUGGUGUGAAUCUCUUUCUUGAGGUCAUGCCACAGCAUCUCAAUCGGGUUAAGGUCAGGACUCUGACUGGGCCACUUCAGAAGCCGUAUUUUCUUCUGUUUAAGCCAUUCUGUUGUUGUUACUUCUAUGCUUUGGGUCAUUGUCCUGUUGCAACACCCAUCUUCUGUUGAGCGUCAUCUGGUAGACAGAUGGCCUUAAGUUCUCCUGCAAAAUGUCUUGAUAAACUUGGGAAUUAAUUUUUCCUUCAAUGAUAGCAAUCCGUACAGGCCCUGACGCAGCAAAGCAGCCCCAAACCAUCAUGCCCCCACCACCGUACUUCACAGUUGGGAUGAGGUUUUGAUGUUGGUGUGCUGUGCCUUUUUUUCGCCACACAUAGUGUUGUGUGUUUCUUCCAAACAACUCAACUUUGGUCUUCUGUCCACAGAAUAUUUUGCCAGUACUGCUGUGUUUGCUCUUGUGCAAACUGUAAACGUGCAGCAAUGUUUUGUUUGGACAGCAGUGGCUUCCUCUGUGGUAUCCUCCUAUGAAAUCCAUUAUUGUUUAGUGUUUUACGUAUUGUAGAUUCACUAACAGGGAUGUUAGCAUUUGCCAGUGAUUUUUGUAAGUCUUUAGCUGACACUCUAGGAUUCUUCUUCACCUCAUUGAGCAGUCUGCGCUGUGCUCUUGCAGUCAUCUUUACAGGACGGCCACUCCUAGGGAGAGUAGCAGCAGUGCUGAACUUUCUCCAUUUAUAGACAAUUUGUCUUACCGUGGACUGAUGAACAGCAAGGCUUUUGGAGAUACUUUUAUAACCCUUUCCAGCUUCAUGCAAGUCAACAAUUCUUAAUCGUAGGUCUUCUGAGAGCUCUUUUGUGCGAGGCAUCAUUCACAUCAGGCAAUGCUUCUUGUGAAAAGCAAACCUAGAACUGGUGUGUGUUUUUUAUAGGGCAGGGCAGCUGUAACACACACCUCCAAUCUCAUCUCAUUGACUGGACUCCAGUUGGCUGACAUCUCACUCCAAUUAGCUCUUGGAAAUGUCAUUAGUCUUACAUACUUUCACAUACUUUUUCCACCUGCACUGUAAAUGUUUACAUGGUGUGUUCAAUAAAAACAUGGCAACAUUUAAUUCUUUGUGUGUUAUUAGUUUAAGCAGACUGUGAUUGUCUAUUGUUGUGACUUAGAUGAUGAUCAGAUUACAUUUUAUGACCAAUUUGUGCAGAAAUCCUUAUCAUUCCAAAGGGUUCACAUACUUUUUCUUGCAACUGUAUUUCAAUUUAAAUAAUUUCAUGCCAAGUUCAUAAUAUCUGCCUUCCAAAAUGGCAUAUCCAUGGCAUUUCAUGCUAAUAAUUCUCAUUUGCCUUUGAUUUUGCCCUUUUAAUUCACGAAAAUGUGCCGGCGUGCCUGAUUCAUUUACAGAAACAACUUUGUCGGCACCGAGCAAUCGUUGAGAGACGUGUGCAGCAAAAUUUGACGUGUCUCUAUUAAAUAAUGUUAAAAAAAGAUGUCUGCACAUUUGCUACCCUUGUUGGAUGCCAUUUAGUUUUGUCUUCCAUCUUGGCAUGCAUGCUUGCUGGGAUACUUAAUGUUGCAGUCACGAGCAUGACUGGCACUGCCCCAUACUGUCUCACCAUCUUUUAUAAGAUUCACACAUGUCAGUGUCGGCGGGUAUGCAUGUAAAUUACGUUAAUUUAAUUAAUACUAUUGUGCCGACAGUUUUAUUGAUUUGAAGGUGGUAAGUAACACCCCUGCCUUUUAUUACACAAACACAUCAACGACAAAGGUAAAAUGAUACUAAAAUGGAAAGGUAAAAAAUGUCAGAGUUCCUUUUAUGGGCACACAACUGUAUAAUGCUGAUAAAAUAAACUAUACUUUAAUGUAUGUAGAUCAAAAUACGCUUUUUUACGACUUGAUUGAAAAUGAGAGAAAUCUGAGCAUGUCCUUUCUGAUAAAAUAUUUUAUUAAUAAAUACUUUUAGUGACAGCAGGGUUGUAUAGAUUGUCCAUGAGGAAUGAAAGGAGCUCGCAGGGGAGCAGUGUUUGAUAUGGAUGGAGAGUGACAUGGGUUGGAAUGAGAGAGAGUGGUGAGAAGGAGGCAUGUUAAGACAAUGAAUUGAGCUAUGUGUGUGGUCCAAGGGUUCACAAGACUUCUUAAAUGAUGAUAAAGUUGUGUGUCUGAUAAACACAGAUUUGUAAGAAUGUUUGUAUCUUAACCGCCACAUCUUCUUUUGCUCUCCAACCACCGUAUAUGUUUAUUUUUAUUUUCCCACAGGCAGUGAAGGUCCUCAGGACAGCAGAGUUUGUACCUUACGUUGUAUUUAUUGGAGCCCCUGACUUUGAUACUCUGAAAUCCAACAAUCAGUCAGCUGUGGAGGCUGGUAUGACCAGCAAACAGCUCUCAGUGAGUAUAGAAACGUGUGUCCAUGUUACUUUGAUAACCAAUCUUUAGUUCUUUCAGCUGAGUUUCUUUUCAUUCUGUUUAUUUUAUUGCCCUCAUCUAUACGCCCCUCCUUUUUUCUCAUUUGCCAACCUAGAACUUAUUGGUUCUUAACCUUGUAUGGGACCCAAACUAUGUCAAUGCCAUUAAUGGGCUGAUCCGAACUCCUAAGGAUUGCCGAGGAGAGUGAGCGUCUACAACAGGCUUAUGGCCAUUACUUUGACCUCAGUUUAGUCAACUCGGAUCUGGAUCAGAGUUUCUAAGAGCUCUGGUUGCCUUGGAGAAGCUGCGUUUUGAGCCUCAGUGAGUUCCAGUCAGCUGGGUCUAUUAGUGUACCCGAGUCAUUAAACAGAAUUUGCAAAAUACCUUAAUUAAACUCUUCCCAGGAUCGGUAGGUUCUCAGUUUCACUUGGGAAGACGGUGUCACUAAAGAAAAUGACUCACUGUUGGCCAUUGCCAGCAGCCUGAUACUUUUAAUGUGACUUCUCUGACAAUUAAAAACCCACUGAAACAGCAUGGAGAGACAUAUUUGGCCAUGUGCCGGAGAUUAAGAACCACUGCUCUGACAUCUCUGUUCUGUCGAGUCUCUAUUCUUCUUUUCAUCCUUCCCAUCUCUCUUUUUCUCUCUCUCUGCCUGUUGUUCACCAGCUAUUCAUUCACCCCCACCAUUGUAACUCAUAUCCACUUUGUUAUCUUUUUUAUCAAUAGUUUUUCUGACAGCUCUCAUGAACUCUACCAUUUGUCUUUAAUCCCGAAAGUUUUCUAUUUUGUUUUUAUAAUCUUAUUUCCUCCACUAUUAUCCACUUACUCCCACCCUCCCUCUAACCAAUCUCACUUUCCGUUUUCCAUUUCUUCAUUCUGCCCCUACAGGAUUCCGAACUCCUAAGGAUUGUCGAGGAGAGUGAGCGUCUACAGCAGGCUUAUGGCCAUUACUUUGACCUCAGUUUGGUCAACUCGGAUCUGGACCAGAGUUUCCAAGAGCUUCUGGUUGCCUUGGAGAAGUUGCGUUCUGAGCCUCAGUGGGUUCCAGUUAGCUGGGUCUAUUAGUGUACCCAAGUCAUUCCAACCUUCAAACCUCUCCAGAGCCAUAGUAUGCAUAUUAAUUAUGGCCUCUGCAUUUAGCAGCUGGGCCAUGCUCAUAUAAAUGGUUGCAUUUCUUUUCAUGCCCUUUGUGAUUAUUCUCAUCCCUAUAUGCCUUUCAGAUUACACCCUUCUUGAAACCUUUGAUUGCUUUUUUUUUUUACUUAUUAUUUUUUUGAUUGUUUUAUGAUCUGUCUCAUUUGUUCCCCUCGUAUGUUUUUAUGAAUAUGUAAUUUUACCCUUCAGUUUCUCUUGAGCACCAAAAUAGCACAGCACAGGGAGAGGUCAUUCUUAAAAUGUUUUCCCACUCCCAGCAUUUAACGACAUUAGCACACCUUCACACAUACAAUAAAAUGAGCACUUACACGUUGAAUUUUGGCUUCUACACACAAAAACAUUAAUAGCAGUGAGACCUAAAAAUCAUUUUCCUAUUCUGUGCAUACUGGACCUUGUUAAGUAUUUUAUUGACUGUUAAAAACUUAAAAAGCUCAAAAGCUGCCAUAAUAUAUAUAAAAUAUAUAUAUAAUUUAUUCAUCUUAUAGGAAGUUUUCAGGUUGUGUUCCUCUUGUUAAUAACUAUAGUAAUGGAAAGCACUUUAUUGUCAUGAUCCAUUGCCAAAUUGCUCUCGAGGCAGGCAUAGCUGAUAUUGUGUACAUAUUAUUCCACUAUAAAAGAGGUUCCCAACGUAGUUCUCAAGUCACGUGAUCCAGAUGUUGUCAGUAUCAUCUAGGAGAAAGCUGGAUAGAUAUUGGCCAAUGGUGCAACUACAAACAAAUUGCCCCAUAUGAGAUAGAACCAGCUCUCUAUUCUUGAGUCCCGGUGAGAAAUUGUCCUUUGCUAGUCUUGCAAGUCUUCCCCAGUAUCAUCCUUGGGCCUAAAUCCCAGACUGCAGAUUUUACCCAAGGACUGAGUUUAUGUGUGGUAACCGAUUUUUAUUUUGUCACUUUGUGCAGGACUUAUUCAACAUGCAGGUGCAUUAACGAAAUCUAUAAACACAAAACCACCAUAGAACUGGAAACAUGUUAUUGAGGAUGAAUCAUGGUUUGCAAAUUCUACUCUUCCUGCAUUCCAAUCCCCACGAUUUAUAGACACUAGUACCAUGGGGUCCUCAAAUCCAUUAACUACAAUACUGCAUAAUCUGGCACCAGUAAUAAAGAAACACACAGUCUCCAAUAAAAACACACAGUCUCCUACUUGCUGUAGGACCCUAGCUACCUCUUACCAGUAACUAUGAAGCUGAGGGCUCCAAAGCUUCUGGUCUUCAAAUUUUAGAACAACUGUUCUUAUCCCCAACCAAGUUUUUCAAUAUAAAAUUAGUCAGCCAAUCACAAUGCAGGGGGAUGGGAAAUCAGGAGGCAAAGUACCAUAUAAUUACCUCUUUCUUCAGUAGGCCCUCAUUUUUUAACCUUCCAAUCAUAAACCUUGUUAAUGCCUCUACCUGCUAUUUAGCUACUCACUAUCUGCUCACAGUUUUAGUGGAGUUAGAAGGUCAACCAUUGGUCCUUAGUCUAGAUAAGGCACUACAAGAGGUAACAAGGAGAGGUAAAGCCACUUGGCUUUAGAGUAAACUUGAAGGAUAUCAUAUCCCAAACCUCAAGUGAAUAUGAUGCCAAGGAAAAUAAAAACACUCACUAGCUACUAGGUUUAAAAAAAUGUACAGUCUGUAUUUGUACAUAAAAUGUGUUUUCUAGCCUAUCUGGAAACCCACAAAUCUGAUGUUUUAUUAACUAUUACAGGUAGUGCAUUGACCUACUGAGCUAUCUCACCAGCAUGGGUCUCAAAUGAGAAUGUCGGCAUGUUGAUGUUGAUGUAUAACGUUUGAUUUUAGUCUUUCCUCAAGAGACUCAGUCGAUGUUAUAGGUAAUUGAUAUAGUGGCCAAAGCAUUUCAUCACUACUACAAUAACAUAAGGCUCUUCAUGUACUCUAUAAUAUCAGCCUGACAACUUUUUGUGCUGCCAUUUUUUAAACAUCAUAAUAUUUAAAGGAAUCGUAAUGUAUUGCUAUGCUUAUAUUAAAGUUUUUACUUUUGUAUUAACACAGAAGUACUUAUUAUGUUUAAUAUGUUACGUAAGUUCAAUAAUUCACUAUUUUUAUGAAUGGCAGUGUUCUCUACCCCUAAUUUUACAUAUUGGUCUCUCCAGUUUUCUUGGCGCUGUGUGAGGGCCUAUCUGUUUACUAGUUACUUUGUAGAAAAAGCUGAUUGUGGACUCUUUCAUGGCCAGAUAGGCAAUCCAGGCAGGGCUGUACUGCAGUUUGUUAUUCACUCGUGGUUUAAAGAUUAAGUUGAAAGGUGUUGCAUAACAGUAAAUAUUGGACUUUCAAACAUUUCAAAGGAUCUGUUUCUACUAUUUUGUUUACUAAUAUCUAUACUCGCCACCUUUAUUAGUAUAACUUUUUAAAUUUUUUAAGAUUAGUUAAAGGCACAUUUUCUUAAAAAAAAAUCUGUUUAUUAUUAUUAUUGUAUUUUUCAAAUUGAGGUAUCGUUGUGCAUAAUUUAGCCGCUUAGAUUUACCACCAGGUUCCGUACGGAGACCAAUGUUGGAUCUCUGAGGCAUAGCUUGUCUGGGUGGAGAAAGUGGCAUUUAGCUCAUUUGAUGCCAUUCACCAUUUUGCCCAAACUUUCCCCUCCUAGCUUUCUAGACGAGUGUUUCCCAAACAAGUCCUCAAUCAAGACCCAUUAGCCAUCUAGGUGUUGACAGUAUCUCCAUUAGGGAAAUACAUAAAUCCUGGAUUAUUGGUGGGCCAUGAGGACUGAUCAUGUUCAAAUACAGCACAAUCAACUUUUGUAUAGCUUUUGCACAAUUAAAGUUUUUUCCGACAGACUCUUAAUCAAAUGUUUGUCCACAAAAAAACAUGAUGAACCUGACUGGUAGAUAUGUAUCAGUUUAACCUACAUUAAUAAAACCAUGGCAAGUGGUUUAACAAAUUCCUUUCAAUAUGACAGGCAUCGCUGCAAAUCUGGUCAUCAGUCAAGAAAGGGUCCAUAAUAGCUUUGGUAAAGUGAAACCGUUUGGACCCCUUCACAAUGUUUGCUGUAUAGUGUCUUCCAGAACAUUUUUUUGGAUCUUAUUAGAGAAUCCAAUUCUGAAGGUUAAAUGUGUGUGUUAAAUAAUUCUGUAACCAUGGGAAUUCCACAGCAUAACACUGCCAAAUAUAUAGGAGAAAUGUAUAUACAUAUAUUCUCACCAUGUAAUUAGUGUGUUCUCCUUGUGUAUGUAGAAUGUAUUGUGCUGUAAAUUUUGCACUUCAAUAAAGAGAAA
This is a messenger RNA of Pelobates cultripes (western spadefoot toad), 29072 nucleotides long. NCBI's taxonomy places the organism in Eukaryota, Metazoa, Chordata, Amphibia, Anura, Pelobatidae. The record is from the annotation of a GenBank genome assembly.